Molecule: messenger RNA, 2751 nt
Organism: Python bivittatus (Burmese python)
Lineage: Eukaryota; Metazoa; Chordata; Lepidosauria; Squamata; Pythonidae
Source: RefSeq, a predicted model, not a curated record
GUUUCAGUAAGGGAUGGUCUGAAUUCCAGUCUCUGUGAAGAUGGCACCGCUGGAUUGAACUUCCAGAAAGAGACUGAAAUUGCAAGAUCUGUCUGUGCCAAACAGCAAAGUCCUAAUUCUAGAGCAUCUAGCCAGUCUGACAGCUCUCCUCCCAAAGGAGUGAAGAAGUUUCAGUUGCCAGCAAAGGAAAUAUGUGUUACUUGCAAGAAGAUUGUAUAUCCAAUGGAGCGUCUCUUUGCCAACCAGCAAGUCUACCACAUCAUCUGUUUCCGCUGUUCUUACUGCAACAGCAAACUCACUCUUGGAACAUACGCAUCUCUUCAUGGACAUAUUUACUGCAAACCUCACUUUAACCAGCUCUUUAAAUCCAAAGGUAAUUAUGAUGAAGGUUUUGGACAGAAGCCUCACAAAGAGCUAUGGGCAAGCAAAACUGAGAAUGAUGACUCUCAGGAAAAACAUACCUGUAUUGGAAAUGCUGUGGAAGCCCCUCGAAGUCCAGGAGUAGAAGAUGCUCCAAUUGCAAAAGUUGGGAUUUUAGCUGCCAGCAUGGAAGCAAAAGCUGCUGGGGUGCCUGAGAAGGAAGAAAAAACAACAGAGACAAAAAAGUUGAAGAUUGCUUGGCCACCUCCUUCUGAACAAGGCAGUCUAGGGAAUGUCUUGGAAGAAGGGAUUAAAGUGUUCAAACCAAAGUGGCCUCCAGAAGAUGAGGUCCAUAAACCAGAUCACCAGGAAGAAGUAGACCAAGAUCUUAAGAAGCUACGCAGAACAUCAUCACUAAAAGAAAGAAGUCGGCCAUUUACAGUAGCUGCCUCAUUUAGAACAGUAUCUGUGAAGAACUAUCAAAUGGGAAAAACAUCUCCUUCCAAGCAUGAAAGAAGUAUGGCACGGCAAAGUGAUGACCUGGUGAAGGAAAUGGCAGUCAAGAACAAGCCAAUGGAAGAAAGCAUUACAGCUGAGUAUGUUGGUACCCCAAAUACUGCUGGGAAGGAUAAAGAACUAGAUCAGGAAAAGGAAGAAGCACAAGAUGAAGACAGCCUAAUUAAGAAUGGGCAGAGAGAUGCUGAGCUUGAGAAGGAAGGUGGUGCAGGACAGCCAGCAUCCUUUGAGAAAGAACCAAUGAUUUGCAUCUCUCCGGAAUAUUCCACCAUGAGUCUGACAAUUGAAAAAGAAUUCUCCACUAGUCCAAAUCAUAGAUCCGAAGAUUUAGGGCUUUUUGAGGGGAAAGACCAAGAAGAUUUGACAGUGGAAGAACAGAUCAAGAGGAAUAGAUAUUAUGGUGAAGAAGAAGAUAAUGAAGAAGAAUAGAUUUUACUCUUUUUUUUUCUUUAAAUAGAGAACUUACUGAAGGGUGCUGGGCCUUAAGUUGGAGUUUAAUUUUUUGUUCUUUCCUAAAGCAGGGGUCUUUAUGAAAGUGACGUUGUGUGGCGAGUUAGCAUGAAAAUCACAUAACUCGUCAGAUCUGCAUUUUAUAGGAAAAUACUUUGGAAACCUGCAAGAAUGUUAUUGUGAAAAAGCCUAAAUGCUUAAAAUUGUGGAGAUAGCUGCUGCCUCAGUUGAGCAAAACUGCAUUUCAGAUUCCAUUCUGUAACUUGGUCACUUAAAAGGCAUCUUACUCUCUUCUGCUUAUGCAAUUUCAGUCAUUUCACCGUUGAAGCGAAAGAGAUAAGGCUUCGAUAUAUAUUAUGACAACAUAAUCACUACUAACAAUACUACUGCAAAGCUUCCAGGCCAAUUCCCAAGGGAUGGGGACUACUUUAAAUGAGACUGCACUUUAAUGUAUAUAUAAAGGCACAGUAAUACUUUUUUUAAAAUGGUGGUAACACUGUUUUCAAGAGAGGUGUUCUUCAGUACCCACAGUCUGAUAUGCAGCCUGCAACUUGAUAGAAGAGGAAUGCUGACUUUGCUUGAUCAGGAUCAGGAGAGAAUCUUUGCACUUUGCUCUUCUUUUUUUUUUUUUGGCCCAUACAGCUCUAGUUGUAAAUUGGAACCCAAUUUGGUGCCUGUGAGUCAGUUGGCUUUCUCCAAGCUGGGCUUAGGAGCAUCUUUAGUCCCAAGAAUCAACUGCACGGCGGCAAAGCUUCUGUCUUUCAGAUAUCACUAUUUACUUUCUAUAUAUGUUGUCCUGAAUAACAUUUCCCUCUUGAAACUUUGAUUCUCUCAUUGGACAAGCAAUCAAAAUUUUCUAUGAACCAAACUGCCAGAUUUGACUCAGUAUGAAAAAUGUUGCAAGAAAAAAAAAUCUAUACGAUGAUAAACCUUUUUUGAGACUGAUAGCAUUAUGCUUUUAGAGCUUUUCGACUUGGCUGCAUGUGUUUUAUAAAUCAUAGUGUUUUGAAUUGGUUAAAAGUUGUCUUGCGAUAAUUUCAAUAGGGUCAUGCAGCGCUUUGGAUUCAAUUCCAAAAUGGCACUUGAAAGUAUGUGGGAGCAUGAAGCAUACUACCUGCAUGCAGGUUUUUAAAGCAUCCUCAUCUUUUUCCAGAUCAGAUGGCAGCUGCAGAGGACAGAUGAGCAAUCCUGGGAAAAGAUGUGUCUGCUUUAAAAAGUUGCAGACCAAUGCUUAAUUCACACACCCCUGUGUUCUGAAGCACCUUUUGGGAACUGACUCCAAAGCAUUGCAUAGCCCUUAUUUUAAUCCAUUUUAUGUAUUUACUUAAAUUCUAACUAUAUUUUAGAAUUGUAAAAUAUCCUACUUUUCUUACAAUCUUAUGAAGUCUGAAACAUUUUUACUUAAUAAACACUCUGUCAUUUUUA